Molecule: messenger RNA, 434 nt
Organism: Castor canadensis (American beaver)
Lineage: Eukaryota; Metazoa; Chordata; Mammalia; Rodentia; Castoridae
Gene: Znf475
Product: zinc finger protein 475
Source: RefSeq, a predicted model, not a curated record
UCAUCUUUCCUUGGGGCCAACCAUGCCUGCAUAUCAGGCCAGCAUUCUAAGAUCCCGUGGCUCUCAGGUGUACUAAGCUCAACAAUAAGCCAACAAUGAUAAGGCGUCCACCAAUGGUGGUUUGUUACAUCUGUGGCCGUGAAUAUGGAACAAAAUCUAUUAGCAUCCAUGAACCACAGUGUCUGAAAAAAUGGCACAAUGAAAACAACUUGUUGCCUAAAGAGCUAAGGAGACCAGAACCCAAAAAGCCAGAAGUCAGGACCAUUACUGCCAAAGGGUUCUAUGAUCUGGAUGCCUUAAAUGAAGCUGCUUGGACAAGUGCCCAGAGCCAGCUGGUUCCCUGCAGUAUUUGUGGGCGUACCUUCCUGCCAGACAGACUGAUUGUUCACCAGCGAUCUUGUAAACCUAAGGCCACCAAGUAAAGCCCUUUUCUC